AGUGCAUGGGCUCAUAUUGUAAACCGCAUGCGGUAGUUGGGUAAAGAGAAACCUUUUGUCUCGGAGGCGAGCUGCUGCCCCGGCGGAGGGGCCAGGAGCAAGUCACGGAGGGGGCGAGGCCUCCCUUGGCCCAGCCAGCGUCCGGCGCCGUGACCCAGCAUGCGGGGCCGGUGACCUGGGAGGCGCGGGUAGAGCAUGACCUUCUCUGACCCUCGUGUUCCCUACAGGGCUCCGGCGGUGAGAUUGGCAGCAGCGCGGGAGGGGGAGUAGGAGGAGGCGUCGGCGGCGGGGGCGCCCGCUGUCACUACUGCGGCAAGGUGUUCCGCUGGCCGUGCCUCCUCCAGCGGCACAUACGGACCCACACAGGAGAGAGACCCUACGGCUGCCCGCACUGCCCGUACGCGGCGGCGCAAAAGUUCGAUGUGACCAAACACAUAUUCGCUCUCCACCCUGACAAGUUCCGCCCCAACAACGCGUAGCGAGACCUGCGCUUGCAUGGCGGCACGCCCACGCCCUCCCCCCAUCCACCCCCAGCCCCCCGGCGACGAGAGGGCGCAGAGGCCGGCGAACGCGUGGGGGCGGCGGCGCCGGCCCGUCGCUCGUGUGGGUUCGCGAGAGGCGUCCCUCCUGCCUGCCUUUGAUUGCCGCGGGAGUCUUGUGUUAGACAGAUGGCCAUGAAUGACCUGCUGCUGAGCGGGCUGUCUCUCCCGCACGCGCAGCCUCAGCAGAAACAGCCCAAGGAGGCGCAGUGCUAUAUCUGCGGCCACAAGUUCCGCUGGGACUGGCUCUUGCGGCGGCACAUGCGGACGCACACGGGGGAAAAGCCCUUUUCGUGCCCUUACUGCCAGUACCGCGCGAACCGGAAGGAGAUGAUCCGCAGCCACAUCUUCCACCGCCACCUAAAGCCGCAAGCGGGCCACCAGCAGCAACUGCAGCCAGUGCAACAACAGCUACAGCCGCAGCAGCAACCACAAGCACAACCGCAGUCAUCACAACAGCCGCAACCUCCUCAGUCAUAAUUUA
Molecule: messenger RNA, 1023 nt
Organism: Penaeus indicus
Lineage: Eukaryota; Metazoa; Arthropoda; Malacostraca; Decapoda; Penaeidae
Product: zinc finger protein 219-like
Exons: 2
Coding region: 669-1019 (116 amino acids)
Biological process (GO): regulation of DNA-templated transcription
Cellular component (GO): nucleus
Molecular function (GO): DNA-binding transcription factor activity, RNA polymerase II-specific; RNA polymerase II cis-regulatory region sequence-specific DNA binding
Source: RefSeq, a predicted model, not a curated record